Molecule: messenger RNA, 2766 nt
Organism: Amphimedon queenslandica
Lineage: Eukaryota; Metazoa; Porifera; Demospongiae; Haplosclerida; Niphatidae
Exons: 11
Coding region: 154-2574 (806 amino acids)
Cellular component (GO): cytoplasm
Source: RefSeq, a predicted model, not a curated record
AGAUCUACCUCUUUCUGGCCGACCAGGCGGCGCAAUACGGACGCAAAACGCAGCUAUGAAAGAGCUGGCUUUUGAGCUCGCUUUAGAGACAGAAGAGAUUCUUCCUUCGAAGGCUUGUCUGAAAAUAAGUUUGAAAUUUGUGUGCACUGUGCCAUGAGUAAAGGGAAAAGAAAGAAUCCAUCUACCUGCAAAAGAAAUGAUGAUGAUCUGAGAGAUAAGAUUGUUCAAGUCAAGAAAGUGGUCCGUAAUCGUAGUAAGUCGGAUAUUGCUCUUGUGCUACAGUCAUGUGAACAGUGUGAUAAUGCUGUUGACACUGCUAUUGCUAAACUAAUUGGUCCAGAUAAGGGACAAGAUUGUCUUAAAGAGUGGGAAGUCAUGGCUAAGAAAAAUAAAAAAAACAAGAAGUCAACUUCUGAAAAUAAUACAAACAAAGCUGCAUCGAAUGCCUCAACACCGUCUGACAGUGUGUCUUGUGUAGACUUGGGAUUUGUGGAAGAGAAACACACAGCUGCUACACAGGAAUCUGAAUCUACACCUCCUGAGUCAUCCGAGGCAGCUCCAGCAAAAUCACCGUCUCCUUCAAGACCGCCAAUCCCUCCUGAGGACAAUAAAACGAGUGGUCAAACAAAAAGCAAGUCAAAAAGACGUGCUGUAAAGAAACCCAGACCUCCUAAAAGGAUACGAGAGAAGCUCAAAAUAAUGGCAGCAGCUGCUGCAGCUAAUUCAGGGGAAGAAUCACCAAUGUCAGCUACAGUAAUGCUUUCGAGUGAUGAGCCAGUACCACUCUCACCAGAGAGUGGCAUAAUGACUGCUUCAACUAGCCCCACACCCUCGCCUGUGUCAAAAGAUGCUUCUCCUGAUGUACCACAACCAGUGCCACCAAAGGAGAGAGUAACACAGGAGAGGUAUUCUUCAGAGCCUUCACUAAGAAAACUUAUAAAAGAUCUUCAUCGCUGUGACAUUGCACUUAAUAGAUAUCAGCAGAAUCUGGAGGAUCAAUGUAAAUUAGCUGCAAAAAAUCUGGAGCGUACUUUUAAUACGCUAAGAAUUGGUAUCAAUACGAGAGAAGAAGAUCUUCGUUGUGAGCUAAGAAAUGUCCAGCAAACAGCCCAUCUCCUUCUUCAGCGUAGAAAAGCAACAGCCAUUACAUUGAGAAGAUUAACUGAGUCCGCCAAUCAACUUGAGGAGGUUCAAAUUGCUGAACUCAAGAAACAAUUGAAAUACUUCACUAGUGACAGGAAAGUUGAUGAAGCGGUCGGAAACCUGAACAGGUUUUAUGGAGACCCAGACGAUUUAUUGCCAUCUGUUAUGAAAUUUGGAAAGAUGGUAAGUGUGCAAGAAACAUAUUCAUCAUGGAAUGAGAAUCCUCAAGCAGCCAUUGAGAAGUCUUCAAUCAAAGUUUGCUUGCCACCACUGGUGAUGCCAAAGCAGUUUCACAAUGAAAACAACUUCAUUGCCGGUAUCCCAUUCAUGCAGCGAUACUGCUUACCUCCCCCUCUCCCUCCUUUGCCGUUCCCUCAUUUUCUGAGACCGGAGUUCGGGCUACCAUUUACAAUGCCUCGGCCUAUUAUCAAUACUAACGGAUUAUUUUGCGGUGGGUUCCCUAACCAGAACGUGCCACCUCCAGUUCAGCUACCUCGACUACAGCAUCACCCCCUGGCUAUAACUAGUGCCCCUUCUCAAACUGGAUGCAAUUACCCGUACAAGUAUUCUCCAGAAUUUCUAGCAGUCUUUCAGGAGAGGGUACGAAACUCGUUAUAUCGACAAGGAGUGUGUUUAUAUGAUCCUCUUACUGGAAAAGCUGUGAGGCCAAACCUUGCUCCUCCUCCACCUCCCCCAGUUGUUCAUCCACCAGGACCAACGCCACUACAACAUACCACAAGCAAUGCAAGCACUGCUAAUGACGGGAAAAAGAAAACCCCAACACAGCAAAGACGGGAUAGAAAAAGGCGUCAGAAGGAAAGAGAAAAGAGAGAGAAGAGUAUUAAGAACAGCAGCAGUUCUUCUAAUAGCGUUUCCAGUAACAGCAAUGCCACCAGUAGUAAUGCUACUAGUGCCAAUAACACUAACCCUACCAGUACCAAUAAUACCAACCCUACCAGUACCAAUAAUACGAAUCCUAGCAAUACCAACAAUACCAAUCCUAGCAAUACUGAUACAGACUCUAAGCAACCACCCUCUCAGGCUCUCAUGUCAAGCAAAGUCGGCAAACCAAUAUCAAGAAAAAGCACUUGGAUUAAGAGAUACAAGAGAUACGGAAGUAAAGAACGAGAUAGGAAGUCUGUAGAGGAAUCCCCUACACAGGACAAAUCACAGAAAGCUAAUCCUCCCAUUACUGCACCCACAAAAGAUGAACAACCUUCUGUCAGCGUCACAUUGCCAAAAGAGGAGUCUACUAAUAGUACGCCAACUGUCAAAAAAGAGCCAACAGAAGUGAAAGAAGAAAAGGAUGCUACUCCUGCUGCAGUGGAGGAUUCCACAGCACGAAAAGAAGAGAAAAAAGAAGACUCCGUCACAACAUCAAAAGAAGAUAAACCCUUAGCCGCUUCACAAAAAGAAGAGGACUCAAAUUAAUAUAAACUUUAAAUAGUAAAUUAUAAACAACAAUUUCAAAUAGCUGUGCUUUGAUUCUUAUGUAGUGCUGGUAAUGAUACAAUGUACAUGUAAUGUUCAAUACAAUUCUUUAGGUGGAGUAUCCAAUUCAUAUAAUUCAUAUAAUUGUUUUAAUAUUGUGGUCAAUUUUUCAACAGACUUUGAAAACAUGGA